This is a messenger RNA of Nerophis ophidion (straightnose pipefish), 1237 nucleotides long. RefSeq lists its product as uncharacterized. Gene Ontology annotation, cellular component: trans-Golgi network; Golgi apparatus; vesicle. Gene Ontology annotation, biological process: vesicle-mediated transport. Gene Ontology annotation, molecular function: GTP binding; GTPase activity. The record is from RefSeq and is a predicted model, not a curated record. Bases 276 to 956 code for a protein of 226 amino acids. Lineage: Eukaryota; Metazoa; Chordata; Actinopteri; Syngnathiformes; Syngnathidae. The transcript is spliced from 5 exons.
GGAUUCAGGGGGCGUGGGGGUGAACGUGCUCAGAAACCGCAGGCGAAGUCGAUAAUUACAUUUCUGUUUCUUCUUUCGCUGUCGUUUUCUCAUUUUGACUUGUAAUUCGUGCAGUACAAGUACGUAUGCUUUAUUUUAAAGGUGGCGACGCUCGACAGAGAUGCAGCCGUUCCCCGGAACAUUCAGAAUUCUUCUGCCUGGACAGAACAUGUGGUUCUUCUAAGUGAGGUAUCGCCAUAAUUAGUCAUCCCCGCGUUCAUCUGGCUGCCUCGGGCAUGGAGCAGCAGCAGCAGCGCCUUCUCAAAGUGCUCGUUAUCGGCGACCUGGGAGUGGGCAAGACCUCCAUCAUCAAGCGUUAUGUCCACCAGGUUUUCUCCCAGCAUUACCGGGCCACCAUCGGCGUGGACUUCGCUCUCAAAGUGCUCCAGUGGGACCACAAGACUGUAGUGCGGUUGCAGCUGUGGGACAUAGCCGGACAGGAGAGAUACGGUCACAUGACCCGUGUUUACUACAAAGAGGCCGUCGGCGCUCUCGUGGUCUUUGAUAUGACCCGGCUUUCCACCUUCCAGGCUGUUCUCAAGUGGAAGGGAGACCUGGACUCCAAGGUCGCCCUGGGCAACGGUAGGCCAGUACCAACCGUCCUGUUGGCCAACAAGUGUGACCAGCGACUGCUUGGUUUGUGCCCCAAACUUCCCAAACUGGAGAAUUUCUCCAAGGAUUACGGUUUUGUGGGCUGGUUUGAAACCUCAGCAAAGGACAAUACUAACAUUGAUGCGGCCAUAACGUGUCUGGUGAAGAACAUCAUGGCCAUUGAGGAGGAGCGAGCGUCCAGGAGUGAGCUCGACAACAGUGGCAUCCUGGUGCUGCCUCGCUUUGACUACCACACCAAGGAGAGAAGACUUGUGGGAUGCUCGGGAUGCUCUGGUAUGAAGGCCCGGGACAAAGACGGCGACUGAGGACUUUUUUUUGUUUUUAUUUAAUUUUUUCGGUACCAUUUAACCUUUUUUUUUACCAAUCCAAGGGAAAUGGUUUUAAAGUCAAAGCAUUACACAUGGCUUUUGGUGACAUAUCAAUCCAUCAGAUGGCACCCGAGAGGCGUAUGAGACUCACUACUGCUGCUGCCAUUUAUUUAUUGUGACAACAGAAAACACCUAGAUAUCUUUCUCAUUGAACUACAUAGAAACGGUUGAUCAAUAAACACAAGAGUUCAUUGGAUAAAUGGCUGCAGAAGGAACAA